Racocetra persica is the source of this 207-nucleotide messenger RNA. The record is from the annotation of a GenBank genome assembly. NCBI's taxonomy places the organism in Eukaryota, Fungi, Glomeromycota, Glomeromycetes, Diversisporales, Gigasporaceae.
UUUCACCAUCCAUCAUCAAGUUUCACACUUCCGCCAUCAAGUUUCACACUUCCACCAUCAAGUUUCACACUUCCACCAUCAAGUUUCACACUUCAACCAUCAAGUUUCACACUUCCACCAUCGAGUUUCACACUUCCACCAUCGAGUUUCACACUUCCACCAUCAAGUUUCACACUUUCACCAUCAAGUUUCACACUUCCACUGUAG